Molecule: messenger RNA, 1401 nt
Organism: Stylonychia lemnae
Lineage: Eukaryota; Ciliophora; Spirotrichea; Sporadotrichida; Oxytrichidae
Source: the annotation of a GenBank genome assembly
AUGUUUUCGAGCAAUUAAAAAGAGAAAUCAGCUGAAGUGCAGCAUAACUCUUUGUCAGCUGAGCAAGAGGUUAUCAAUACUACGGAGACAAAGUAAGUCUAAGAUGUCAAAAAGAGUAAGAUACUUGAUGGGCAGUAUCAGUUACUUAAUACUAUUGGAAAUGGGAGAUUCGCCAAAGUGAAAAAAGCAUUGGAUGUCUCAACAAACAAAUUUGUUGCAGUCAAAAUUCUUAAAACUAAUUAGACAGCACUCUCCCGCACUUCAAUGUUGGAAAGCUUCUUCUAGGAAAUUAAAAUACUGACUCAGUGCUCUCAUCCUAACAUAGUCAGAAUUAUCGAUGCUUCACUAGAUGGGACACUAAUUAAAGAAGAGAUUCAUUCUUCGAAUUCACAAACUCAUGCAUCAGAUUCAGAUUUAAACCAAGGAAACUAAAUAAGGCAGUAAAAUAGUAAAAAAGAGAUUGAUUAAGAGGAUAACAUUAUUAUAAAGAGGAAGAAUAAGAUAUGUUAUUGCGUACUAAAGCUCGUUAGAUAUGGUGAGUUAUUCUAAUUCCUUGAAUCCACCGAAAAAUUCAGCACUCUACUCUCGAAAUACCUGUUCAAACAACUUAUUGAAGGCCUUGAAUAUCUACAUUCCAUGGGUGUUGUUCACAGAGACAUAAAGCCAGAGAACUUACUUAUAGAUCCAAAAGGGAAAUUGGUGAUUGGAGAUUUCGGAUUCGCAAUAGACAUCUAGGACUAGUCAAGAAAGUAGGAUUUUGAUAUUGAGAAGCCUAUGACAGUGGGAUCACAAGAAUAUAAUGCACCUGAAUUAUUUGAUAACAAUGAGAGUAAUUGGACAUAUAAUGCAGCGAAGGCAGAUGUAUUUUCAGCAGGAGUAACUUUAUUUUUGAUGAUGACUAAAUGCCCACCUUUCAGAUCUGCUCAUCUAAAAGAUCCCUACUUCAGAAGAUUAAGUUCUCAGGAUAAAAAGGCAUUUUGGAAGAUCUUUAACUCUCUUGAGAUUGAAGAUGAGUUUAAAGACCUCUUUGAGAAAAUGUCUGAGAGAGACCCUAAAAUCAGACUCUAGCUCUAAGAUGUAAAAACUCACAAAUGGCUUUUGACUAUGAAAGAUAUGAAUGUAUUUGAUGAAUAGAUAAUUCAGUAGGAUCUUGAUACAAGAAACCAAAUUGUGGAAAAAAUCAGGGAAUCCUUAAUGAACGAUGAACAAGCAAGAAGGCAGUUGUCAUCAUAAUCUUAAUCAGACGAAGAUGAACUUGAAAAUUGUGGUUCAGCUGGGGACGAAGAAGAGCAGAGACAGAGAGUUAUAGAUUAAUAAGACUUUGAAUUAACAAGACUAAAGCUUAUUAGUGAAGUAGAGGCCCUAAGAACAAGAAUGCAAAGGUAGCUCAGAAAAUUAUGA